Cladocopium goreaui is the source of this 2430-nucleotide messenger RNA. NCBI's taxonomy places the organism in Eukaryota, Dinophyceae, Suessiales, Symbiodiniaceae. The record is from the annotation of a GenBank genome assembly.
AUGGCCCGCAGCAGGGAUAGAAGAAACACCCCAGCUGAGGUGGCCAAGAAAGGACCACCUUGUGACAUAAAGGAGGUUCACAAGGAAUGGGACAAUGAUGACAAUAUCAGAAAUCGUCUCCGUGAAGGGGGUACUUUCCUAGAGCCUGGCACAGUUGUUGAUGCCGAGAAUAUCCAAAAUGCAGUCACAAACAAAAAUACUUUGAUGCCGCUUUUGUGCCGGAUGUCUGUUCUAGACAGGCGACCUUUGCCUGCAGUGGAGGAUCUUCGGGACGAAAUCAAUGAGACUCUAACUGCUAACAAAAGGGUUGGGCAGGGGGAGGUUAAAAUGAUAAUGGAGUCGGCCUCGACCUUGAAGAAACUAUGCAGUUUUCUCAAGAUGAAGUGCCGCCGAAAGGAGGUAUCCAGCGAAGGUGAUUUCCAGCUUCUUUGCUUGGCGCUGGAUCCCAUGUUGCAGGUAGAGGUUGACAACGUGAAUGCGAAGCGUCAGUCUAAGGAGCAAGUGGAGAACGAGAAUGCAGAUGAGGAUGAGUACAACGAAGAAGGAGCAGGACAGGGUGAAGAAGGAGAGGAGGAAGAACCACUAGAAGUAGACGAAGAAGUACCAGUGGAAACUGGGCCACCAAGUGAGGUUGUUGCUGUUUCUGCACCGGCGGCCAAUGGAGAGACAGGCGUAGGUCAAAGUGGAAACAAAGAAAACCCAGGGAAAGAAGUUAAGACAGCCAAGGACAAACCGCAGGAGGAGAGGACAGGAGACAACCAAGAAUCUGGAACAAACAAAGCGCCCAAAACAAAAGAGGAGAAUGAUGCAAACACAGAUCGCAAAACACGUGAUGAAAACACAGCAAAGCAAAACCCAGCACAGGCAGGAAAGGAACCCUCGGAAGGAGAGAAGCCCUUGGAAGGAAAGGAAACGAAUGACAAAGCAGGUCAGUUGGAGAAGAAUCAGAAGAGACGUGAGGAAAUCCAAGCACGCCUUGCGGAGCUUCAAAAAUUGAAGGAGGCCAGGGUGGCAACCACCACUGCUGCUGGCAAACAAGAACCAGGACUGGGGAGUUCGAGCGACGAUGCCGACACGCUGCCCCAGGACAUCAGAACCGUGCCUGUCCCACAUGACAAAUCUCCUGAGUGGACAUCUCCAGAACUUUCAGCAAAGACAAGAAGGUCUAAGUAUCAGGGUGUCAAGACAGCAGAAGAAGAGAAGGAGAGCUUAGAGAAGGUUGAAAACAAGAAAAAUGAUGGAGUUCUAGCGCACAAGCAAGAGCCUUCGCAAAAGGUUAUCGAGAAGAAGAAGGAGGAAGCGACUGACAAGGCGACGGAGAGUGAUGCCGAGGAGGAGAAUUUUGUGCGAAGAGAGGACCAACUGAGAAUGAAACCGGAAAGGGGUAGGGGUAGGGGGAAAGGAAAAGGAAGGGGGCGAGGAAACGCUAGGGAAAAGAAUGCUGGCCCCGGAAGCUUGCGAGGAAAAGGCAGGGGAGGAGGGAAUCCAAAACGAAAUGCGUCAGGUGGAAGCAAGCCUUCCGGUGCCACUGCGGCUCCCAAAACAGCCAAGGCAAAAAACAAUGCAAGCAAAACAGGCAAGGCAAAACAAACCGAUGAAAAUCAGUCUGAGUGGUGGGAGCAAGAGUGGACGGAGGAAUGGGACCAUCAGGAUGAAGAGUGGGCUUGGGGAACCUAUGAACUAGAGUCAGAGCAGGAACCUGCAGCAUCAAGCAGGAGCAAAACAAAGAAGCCUCAGAAGCCCAAGCCCAAACGCGCAACAAAGAGCCCCAGGGCAGCAAAGAAAGGUGAGACAAAGGCUGAUGCAAGCAACACUGACGAUGCCAUUGAGACCCCACCCCCCAAGAAGAAAGCCAAGACAGAAACCAAAACCAAGACAGAAGAGAAUCCCAAGGAGAAGAAGAAGGAGAAGACAUCUGACAAAAGAAAAGCCAAGGAGGAGAAGGACAAUGCUGAUGACCAGGAAAACGCAGAAGUGAAACCCAAGAAACAGCGCAGGCUUGUCGUCACCAAUGUUCAAAAUGGUGAUGAAUGUGAGCAGGUUUCCCGGGAAGCUAUCUUGGAAUUUUGCAGGCAGUUCAAAACGCGAGAGAACAAGGACCACAGUGAAGAGUCCAAGAGUGAGAUCAAAAACAAGUUGCACUUAGAUGACAGCCAUUGCACAUACAACAUCUACUGGAGACGCCCUGCGGUUGGAGCGCAUUCGCUCGAUGGUAGCACCAUCCAAUACUUCGCCUAUUCAGAAAACACCUCCCCUUGGCUAUACCGUGCUGCUGCCAUGAUGAAAGCCGCAGAACUGUUGGCAUCUCACAUGGAAGAGAUCAUCGCCGAAGACCAGAUUGCUCCCGAAAGUCAUCUGAAGGAUAAUUGGAAAAUUUGUGCCUGGAGUGACAUCUUGAAGAGGGCAAUGAAAGUUGCCGACGAGGUCUGA